Oryza brachyantha (malo sina) is the source of this 901-nucleotide messenger RNA. Its product is annotated as protein yippee-like. The record is from RefSeq and is a predicted model, not a curated record. The coding region runs from base 225 to 614 and encodes 129 amino acids. The transcript is spliced from 5 exons. Gene Ontology annotation, cellular component: ubiquitin ligase complex. NCBI's taxonomy places the organism in Eukaryota, Viridiplantae, Streptophyta, Magnoliopsida, Poales, Poaceae.
UGCUGCUUGCUGCGGUCACCGGUCAGUGCAGCAGACAAGCCACCCCCAUCCCCUCCCCUCCCCUCUCCAAAAAACCGAGCAAUUCGUCCUCGUCGUAAUCUCGGGUUAGACCCCGAGCGCGGGGGCGAUCGCGAUUGGAGUUGCGUGCCACCGCCCGGGAUCGCGAGGGGUUUGCUGGGUGCUUCUUGGGUGUGUGGAAUUGGGGAGGAGAAGGGGAGGCGGCCAUGGGGCGGCUCUUCGUGAUGCACCUGGAAGGGAAGGUGUACAGCUGCAAGCACUGCCACACGCACCUCGGCCUCACCACCGACAUCAUCUCCAAGUCCUUCCAUUGCAAGCACGGGAAGGCGUACCUCUUCAAUAAGGUUGUCAAUGUGACUUCUGGAGUAAAAGAGGAUCGCAUGAUGAUAACCGGAAUGCAUACUGUGUCUGAUAUCUUCUGUGUUGGUUGCGGAUCUAUUGUUGGAUGGAAAUAUGAGGCUGCACAUGAGAAGAGCCAGAGGUACAAGGAAGGGAAAUUUAUUUUAGAGAGGUAUAAGGUGUCAGGCCCUGAUGGCAGCCACUACUGGGUUACACAUGAUGCUCAUGUUGGUGGAAGCGACGUGGACGACGUAUGAAGCACGACUCAACAUGCUCAAACCUUAUCCAUGUAAUCCAUCUAAAUAACCCCCCAAGUGCUGUUCGUCUUAGUUAUCCGGGGAUUUGCUUCCAUUCAGAGGAUUCCCCGGCGUAAAUUGUUCUAGAUGACGUCCUACCAUCUUCCUUCAGGUUAUUAUUGGGUAUUACCGUCUGUAUAUGCUUGUAACCAGUGAUGCCUGUAGUAGCCCCCUAAAAUCUUGUAAUCCUCGAAUGUAUGUCAGGCCCUAAUUACUAAAUAAAGUCCUGCUUCCCAAUAUUUCCUCUA